Messenger RNA from Diaporthe citri, 618 nucleotides. RefSeq lists its product as uncharacterized. The record is from RefSeq and is a predicted model, not a curated record. The coding region runs from base 1 to 618 and encodes 205 amino acids. NCBI's taxonomy places the organism in Eukaryota, Fungi, Ascomycota, Sordariomycetes, Diaporthales, Diaporthaceae. The transcript is spliced from 2 exons.
AUGCAACUGCUCAAGUCGAUCGUCCUGUACGGGCUCCUAGCCCUCGGGGCCUCUGGAGAGCCCAUUCCAGGCUGCAAAAGAUCAGGAAUUAAAGAUGUUGGAGUUGGCGAGACACCAGCCACGCAUCUGGAAGCCCGCGCGGAUCCCCCAACUAGAAGGACAAAUGUCGAUAUCGGGGAGGCGAGGCGCGAACAGUCCGGGGAAACACUCUUCACCAAUGGGCUAGCCAGCUGCAUCGCAAUCGUGGUCCGAAGCCGGGAGGAGAGAGCCGAGAAGGAGUGGGACAAGAUCCUCGCCCACGUGUCCUCGACCAUGUGCUCAGAUGGCGACACCCCGGACUUGGACACCCAGCUGCAGAACUUGUUCGACCUUGACGACCAGACCGAUAUACCGAGCCGCCAGGUCUUCGUCCUCCUCAACCGUGACGACGAUAACGAGGCCCAGGGGGUUUUCAACAACUAUGUCUUGGAAAAGGUUGGCACACACUGGGGUGGGAACCAUGUUUUCAUGUACCGGGACCCGGCCCAUGUCGACGAGCCUGGCGGAUCCCGUCUGUGGAUCGACGGCACGAGGCAGGUCUAUUGGAGCACCUUUGACGACCCUUACAUUAUCGCCUAG